Molecule: messenger RNA, 1040 nt
Organism: Schistocerca americana (American grasshopper)
Lineage: Eukaryota; Metazoa; Arthropoda; Insecta; Orthoptera; Acrididae
Product: zinc finger matrin-type protein 2
Exons: 5
Coding region: 129-722 (197 amino acids)
Biological process (GO): mRNA splicing, via spliceosome
Cellular component (GO): spliceosomal complex; U4/U6 x U5 tri-snRNP complex
Molecular function (GO): nucleic acid binding; zinc ion binding
Source: RefSeq, a predicted model, not a curated record
UGAUUUUUAAUGUCUGUUCGGCUAAUUUGUUGAACUAAUGGAGGUGGUAUCUAUACUCAAGUCAAACUAGGCUCUGUUGUGUUCUAUGAUCAAAGGUCGUGUUGUUUGAUACAUCUUUGCUCAACAACAUGGCGUCGAAAGAGAGAGCAGAAGAUCAUCGAAGAAAGUGGGACCGCGAUGAAUAUGAACGUUUGGCUGCAGAAAGAAUACAGGAAGAAUUGGAAGCACAAGAAAAAGCGAAGCAAAAACAGCCACCUAUUAAACGAGACUUAUUGCGGCAACGUGACUACCGAGUUGAUUUAGAAUCCAAAUUAGGAAAGAGUGUAGUCAUAACAAAAAACACUCCGUCGUCGCAAACAGGAGGGUACUACUGUAAUGUGUGUGAUUGUGUUGUGAAAGAUUCCAUUAACUUCCUAGACCACAUAAAUGGAAAGAAACAUCAAAGGAAUUUGGGAAUGACUAUGAGAGUUGAAAGGUCUUCUUUGGAUCAGGUGAAAAAACGUUUUGAACUUAAUAAGCGAAAGCUGGAAGAGAAGAAAAAGGACUAUGAUAUUGAACAGAAAAUGAAAGAACUCCGAGAAGAGGAGGAGAAACUGAGAGAAUAUCGCAAGGAGAAACGCAAAGAAAAACGACGAAAAUUAGAUGAAGACACAGACACAACACCAAGUUCAGAAUUAGCAGCUAUAAUGGGAUUCUCAGGAUUUGGGUCUAGCAAGAAGUGAAUCCGGAAUGUAAUAAAUAUCAGCAACAUACCAAAUGGUCUUGUUAUUGAACUGUGUUCUUCAUUACUCCACACACAAUAGGAAGUGUUGCCAGUAAAAUCAUGAGACUAAUUUUAUCACAAGAACUGUUAGAUAUAACUUAGUAAUUGAACAGAAUUUGCCACUGCAAACAUAAGCACUUGGUUCUGUGGAUAAUGGGCAGUUUGUGAAUGUGUAUUCCAAUUUUUGUAAUUUUUCCCUAGUGAAUCUGUGUAAGUAAAUUGCAUCUUUCACUGUCACAGGACUCAUAAUAAAGCACAAUAAAAAGAAUGGAAAAAA